Chara braunii is the source of this 2354-nucleotide messenger RNA. Lineage: Eukaryota; Viridiplantae; Streptophyta; Charophyceae; Charales; Characeae. The record is from the annotation of a GenBank genome assembly.
ACGACGACGACAAUGACGUAGAGUGUGGGGAAGGGGGUGGUGGUCACGCGUCGCCAUCGUUGCAGAGCGACAUGGCUGGUAAGGGUGGGAAGUCCAAGCCUUCCGGCCGCAAUGCUCGUCCGCGGGCGAAGAAAGGGCAGGGAAAGGGGAGCGGUGGCGAAGGCGACGGUGAUGCGGAGGAGAAGCGCAACUUCUGGUCCGUGGAACACAUUAUAGCCCUCAUAAGGGCUAAAUGUGACCAAGAUGCGCAUAUGCAGGGGAUGGGCCACGCAUACGCACGGAUGAAACCGUGGGAAUGGAAAUGGCAAGACGUCGCCCAAAGGUUGAAGAACGUCGGCGUGGACAGGAAUGCGGAGAAAUGCGGGAAGAAGUGGGACAAUCUAAUGCAGCAGUUCAAGAAAGUCCAUCACUUUCAAUCACCGUCAGGGGGUGCCGACUUUUUCCAGUUGACGUCGAAGGAGAGGAUGAGCAGGGGCUUCAAUUUCACGAUGGAUCGCGUAGUUUAUAACGAGAUAGAGGGGUCGACUGGGAUGAACCACACCAUCCACCCGAAGAACGUGGCAGACACCGGUGCGUCUGGCGGCAUGCGCACGCCUUCGACGUCUUACGUGGAUCCUGAAUCGGUGGCGGACGGGGAAGGAGGUGCAGGGCGAGAAGACGAGGAGGAGGGGUCGACGCGAGGCUCUUCGCAGACGAYGGGCACCCCCGRCGGUKCUGGGAAAAGGAAGAGCAYGAGGCAGCAGACUUUCGAGGCGCUGACGGAAUGCAUGGAGAAACACGGGGAGCUAAUGGCGUCGACGAUGGAGAGUGCAAGCAAGCGGCAAUGCUCUAUCYAGGUCCGGCAGUGCGAGGCGKYGGAAGCGGAGGUGGAAGUGCAAAGGAAGCACUAUGCCGCGUCAGACGAAGUCARCAAACUCAUGUGCCACGCAUUGUUGGAAAUAGCGAAGGCCAUUCUGUUUGUCGACGUGGCACGCGACGUGGCGCGAGACGUGGCAAGGAGGGACGUCGGUGGCCGCGCGAAGGAAGGGGCCGCCUCGCAUGAGACUCCGCAAUGUGUGCUUGCGCCUUUGAAUCGCCCCCGAACCCCAGCUGCAGACGUGGCGGGGAGUUCCCAAGCAGCGGUUGAAGGUGGGACGUUGCAAUCUCCCGCGGUGGCGGCGCGCGGUGGCGCUGUGGCGGUCCCGGGAGAGGCGGUUGAAGUCCCGAAGGGAGGAGAUGGCGUGGCGGCCGGGGAAGACGACGAGGCUCUAGUGCACAGGCUGCGCGGACAACGAGCGGCGACACAUGCGAUGGAUGCCGCCGCCAAACUUUGGGAGGAUGACAACAGAUUCUGGAACGACACGCAGGGGAGCGCCAUAGUCAGGAUAAUCCAAGAAGUGCGCACGUAUCUCGUGGCCGUGACGCGGGGAGGGCAGCCUCCGGCUAUUCGACGGAGCAUCUCCCUUCCACACAACUCCAUCCCCCAACACAAAAUCGAGGACGAGUCGGAGCUGAACGCGGCGAAAGAGAGGGCGUUGAAAGUGCAGACAAUCUCCCUCAGGGCGAUCCACGGUUGGGUCUUCAAGUCGGAGAGCAGGCAAAGGGGGUAUCACUUGGCAUACCAAUACGCAUUGAAGCACGCUGCCACGGACAUCGCCAGAGCAAUGUGGUCAGCAGAGGACUGGCGCAGUUUGGUGAGCCCAAUGUUGUUCCGUGCCACAUUGGACGUAGACAUGAAGUUGCCUUUGUGGUUCGUGGGAGUGAACAUAGUGGACAGGCACGAGGACGAUGAGUGCGCGGCUUACCAGGAAGCUUGUGUCCAGCGUCUGGUGCAGGAUUUUACAAGCGCAGUUGGCACGACAGAAGCUAUGGACGGCGGUCGAGUGUCGUACGAGCGUCUGAAGGGGAUGGCAGAGGCGAUAAGGUAUUUGCUCGCCGCCACGAUGUGGAUUAUGCGAAUGGCGGGGGACGAUCCGAGAUCGCAUUACGACGCUUGGGUUUUCGUUCAACUGACGGCAAAGACGACGCUGCUGGCGUCCAUGAACCGACAGUUCGACGCCCGCCGACACAUCACGCAAUCCGCGCAGGUCAUGACGGACAAGUUGGGGAGACUGCCUCUGACCUUCGCCCCCCCACCUGCGUACAUCCCCGAUUGGGCGUCUAAGUGCGGGGUCACUUUCUCGCACGACGCCACGUUGGCCUCCCCGAUGGAGGCGAAACGGCUGGAUUGGCUGGGGACAGGUCCCCCCGAGGACGACGACGACGACGCCAAAGGCGAUGACAAAGGCGAGGGGGGGUGACACGUAGACGACGGUGAUGGCGAAGGCGAGGAGGGGAUGAUGCGCAGGCCCUGUNACGACGACGCCAAAGGCGAU